AUGGAAUUUGGUGUUUAUGCCCUCAGGCAUGUCUUCCGUGGCCGUCAGAGUUCUGAUGUCCCCGAUGAUUCUUGCCUCAGUCCUGCUGUAGACGUGGUGACACUAUCAGUAAGAGUCAAUGGUGGAGAGCCCAAGGCUAAUGCUGGCCUGACAUGUACAAUUCCCAUCUUGACACCCACAACAACCUAUGACGCCGGUCCAGGCACAUCACUCUGUAUCAUGAUAACAACCACUCUGAUCCAUUCACGUAGUGCUCAGAGGGGCUGCCUCUCCCAACACCAAGCAGAGAGUCCACUACACCGGCAGAGCAAGCUCUUCAGGUAUCAAACUAACUCACUUGGGAGAGUGGAGGAGCUCUCGACAUUAAAGGAUCACAUUCUGGCUGCUGAUCAAGCAGUACAAGUGGUAGUAGAACACGAUGAAAUGUUGGCUCAUUUGCCUGCAUUGGUUGCUGACACUCAGCGUGCUGGCGCUGAAGGCAUGACUACAGAUGCUCUAGACCAGGUGGGGGACUUAGAUUCCAUUGAAAGGGUAAUUGUGGCGAAUCUCGAGGAAGAGGAUCGUGCAGAUCAACAGAUGACUGCGGAUGCUCUAGACCGGACAGAGGACUUAGAUCUUGUUGAAAGGUUCAAAAUCCUAACCCUCUUCCUCCAGACUGCGGAUGCUUGGGGCCUAGCAAAGGACUUUGAUUCUACUGAAAGGAUAUUCUCAUCUUCGCCUAUUUGGCUCGAUGCCACUUCGUUGAAGAACUGGAUGGACCCUUUGCAUGCAUACUCAGUAGUAGAGGUUUCUGCAGAUGUGGAUGAUGAACUUGUGUUGACCGUGUUCAUGAUGCAGGUCGAGGAGCAGCCCCAUCAAUGCCAAAAGCUCGGGUACGCAGUCUGCCAGCUUCGUGGUGACCUUGUGGCCCGCUUUUGA
Molecule: messenger RNA, 918 nt
Organism: Suillus fuscotomentosus
Lineage: Eukaryota; Fungi; Basidiomycota; Agaricomycetes; Boletales; Suillaceae
Exons: 11
Coding region: 1-918 (305 amino acids)
Source: RefSeq, a predicted model, not a curated record